GAAAGGCAGAGGACAAUGGCGGGGCUGCAGAGGGCACUGCUGCUGGUGACAGGCUUGGCUGUAGGGGCCUGCAUGGCCCAGCCCCAUUCAAACUAUGACGAGAUGGUCGAGCAGGCAGUGCAGGUCUUCAAUCUGGGGCGACCGGGACAGGCCCUCUUCCGCCUGCUGGAAACUCUCCCACCAUCUCCUUCAAACUCCGCCUCGAUUCUGAGCAAGACUAAGCUCAACUUCAGGAUUAAAGAGACGGUGUGUCAGAAGAGACAGCUGCAAGCAUGUGCCUUCAGGCAGGGAGGGGAGGAGCGAGACUGUACCGGUGCCUUCUUGUUGUCGGGCAACGUUGGCAUCCUGAUGGCGGACUGCAUCCCCAGCCAAGAGCCAAAGGCGCCCCGGGCGAGACGUUCCGCUGAGGAGGUCGACAGCUCCAAGCUGCCACCUGCGGCCAGGGACAUGUAUGAGAAGGCCAAAUAUGACAUCAUUUCCAACAUCUUGAGGAACUUCUAGGGCCGGAGAAAGCGGCCCUGCACCCCCCCCCACCACCCCCUUUCGUCUGUGGGUGGAGCCCACCUGCCCCUUUGCCUUGCACACACCUGCCUCCCACUGUCUGGCGUUCAUUCCUCCCCAUCCUGGGCCUGCAAACCCUAAUUCACCCUCGAGGCACAGCUCCUGCAGGCAGCCUCCCCUUCUCUUCCCUUUCCUCAUCUGUGCAUUCACAAUUCUCAGCAGUACCCAACCUCACCCCUCUCUCUUUCUCUAAUAAAAUGUAAAAUGAAAUGAAACAAGCAAAACAAACAAACAGGAACAGUGCAAUGGAAAUAAGCAUGUGAAAGACCCUGCAGCUUGAAAAAAAAUAAAAAGCAAAGGAAAAGAUUAAAAAUUAAUGGCAGGGGGAGUCAGGCGGUAGCGCAGCAGGUUAAGUGCACGUGGUAUAAAGCGCAAGGACCGGUGUGAGGAUCCCAGUUCGAGCCCCGGCUCCCCACCUGCAGGGGGGGUCACUUCACAGGCGGUGAAGCAGGUCUGCAGGUGUCUGUCUUUCUCUCCCCCUCUCUGUCUUCCCCUCCCCUCUCCAUUUCUCUCUGUCCUAUCCAACAACAACAAUAACUACAACAAUAAAAUAAUGAAAAAUAAAAACAAUAACUACAACAACAAUAAAACAACAAGGGCAACAAAAGGAAAAAUAAACAAAUAAUUUUAAAAAUUAAUGGAAAUCUUCCCCAAGUUCUUAUUUUUGUUAUUAUUACUAUUUUUUGGUCAUCAUCACUGGGGUUUCACCUCUCCAGGCCAACUUAAAAAAUUUUAUUAGUGAUUUAAUACUGACUUACAAAAUCAUGAGAUAAGGGGUGUAAGUCCAUACUCUUUCCACCACCAGAGUUCUGUGUCCCCAUUCCUUCCACUGGAAAGCACAGUAGUUCUCCCAAGUUGCAGAUAUGGGCUGAAUACUAUUUCUAUAACUGCCUAUAUUCACAUAUAUUUGCCCACUUUCUCCUACGAUCCUGCCGUCUCUUCCUUUCUCCGCCAGGCCAACUUUUUCAGACAGAGAGGGCCAGACACAGGAGCACCGGGUACCACAGCACUGAAGUGUCUUGUGUGAAUUUUAUAUUAUUGUUCUCAGAAUACACUUAAACAAAAACAGAAAGUUUUAAAACUUCCUUAUGAACCAAUGCACCAAGACUGUUGGCAAAUAAUAAUAAAAAUAAUUGUAUCUAUUGUGCUUUUCUCUCUGGAAUCUGCAACUCUGUGCCCCUUUUCACACGGUCAGUCACACCAGUGCCCCAAGUUUAGAUUCCCUCUAGACUUUGCAAAUUAAAUUCAACCAAACUAGAGCCUAGUCAUUAAAAGAUACAAUAUAGGGCUGGGGAAACAGCAUAGUGUUUCUGCAAAAGACUCUCAUGCCUACGGCUCUGAGGUCCCAGGUUCAAUCCUCAGAGCUACCACUACUGGCCAGAGCUGAGCAGGGCUCUGGCCUGUAUCUUUCUCUCUACACAUCUCUUUCUCAUUAAAGUAAAAUAAAAAUAUUAAAAAAAGAGGCAGUCUGAAA
This is a messenger RNA of Erinaceus europaeus (western European hedgehog), 2035 nucleotides long. Its product is annotated as 15 kDa protein B-like. Gene Ontology annotation, molecular function: cysteine-type endopeptidase inhibitor activity. The record is from RefSeq and is a predicted model, not a curated record. Gene Ontology annotation, biological process: defense response. Bases 16 to 501 code for a protein of 161 amino acids. The transcript is spliced from 4 exons. Gene Ontology annotation, cellular component: extracellular region. Lineage: Eukaryota; Metazoa; Chordata; Mammalia; Eulipotyphla; Erinaceidae.